AUAGGGAGCCUCAGGUGGCUGCUCACUCAGACUCCCUUCCCUAGCUGUGAUAGCACCAAGCCUUUCGGACACCUAGACCAUGGACCCUGGAGAUUGCACCUGCAUGUCUGGAGGAAUUUGCAUCUGUGGAGACAACUGCAAAUGCACAACUUGCAACUGUAAAACGUGUCGAAAAAGCUGCUGCUCCUGCUGCCCCCCAGGCUGUGCCAAGUGUGCCAGGGGCUGCAUCUGCAAAGGGGGUGCAGACAAGUGCAGCUGCUGCGCCUGAAACCCAUCGUCAUACUGGGCGAGAGGCCAGGGGAGAAGGUGGAAUGAUUGUACAAUAGCUUGUGCUUUUUAUAUAUUUGUCCAAAUGUGGUGUUGGUGACAUUCAUGUAAAGUGUUUGGAGCAAUAAAG
Nycticebus coucang (slow loris) is the source of this 397-nucleotide messenger RNA. RefSeq names its product metallothionein-4. NCBI's taxonomy places the organism in Eukaryota, Metazoa, Chordata, Mammalia, Primates, Lorisidae. The coding region runs from base 80 to 268 and encodes 62 amino acids. Gene Ontology annotation, molecular function: metal ion binding. The record is from RefSeq and is a predicted model, not a curated record. The transcript is spliced from 3 exons.